AACUCGAAAUGGCGCAAUACGUCGCACACGACCUUUCCGAUACCCCACUGAAAAUCUUCGGAAGUCUGUAAUCGAAAUAUUAUUGGGCGAUUAUGUCAGUAUUCGAGGCGAGUGCGCGCGCGACUUGCCAGUGACGGGCGAGAUGAACGCACGCAGCAUAGAGUUCGAAAUGUCCAUGGAGGGUAGGCAAGUGGACGAGGUGGUCGCCAGCAUCUUCCACACGGUGCUGUUCCAUCGCUCGAGCGGCAAGUUCACGUACAACAACGAGGAGAGCUACUCGAUACGGACGGUCAGCUACGUGGACGUGGACUGCGACUUCAUCGACUUCACGUACGUGUGCUGCGAGUCGGAGGCGCUGGGCCGCCUGGUGCGGCGCGAGGUGUCGGACUUCUCGGAGCUGCUGCGCGGCGCCGACGGCUCCAGCCCGCCGCGCGGCUCCAUCAGCCUCGAGUUCUUCCAGAAGCGCCGCGCGCGCUGGCCCUUCCAGCCCGAGUGCGUGCCCUGGGAGGUGUGGACGGUCUGCUGCGAGCUCACCGAGUCCCGCAACGAGCAGGACAUGCACGCCAAGCACGAGAGCGUCGUCGAGAUGCUGCAGGACAAGAUCGUCUUCAUCACGGAGAUCAUCAACCGCCACGAGUACGUCCCGAAGAUGCCGAGCCGGUCGGAUGCCGACCUCAUCUUCGACACGACGUACGCAGACAUCCAGCCGUACCUGUUCAAGAUCCACUACAACCUGUCCGGCGCCCCCCCCACGUCGGUCGGCAACACGGUCCGGAAGCUGAUACGCGACACGCUGUCCUUGUGAUGUACGGUGACCUGCUGUGCUCUGUACUUUCUGAGCCGGGACGUGAACGGAUCGUUUUAUAUAUUUGGGUUGCUGGUUUUAAAAUUUUGUGAUAUCGUUUGGGAGCUGGUCUACGCGAGGAGAGGUCCGUGAGUUAUUAUUUUGGAUCCUUUCGUCCCAGAGCGUGACGUCGCACGUGUUUGAUUUUGUUGAACUUUAGUUAGAGUUUUAUUCAUCAGAAGUGCAAUUAUAUUAUUGUGAACGGGGGAGAAUGUAAAUAAUUAAAAUUAUAUCGUACCUAUAUUUAUAUAUAACUAUAAUAUAUAAUAUUAUUCGCAAUGUUGUAACUGCAAUAAUGUACUUAUGCUAAUAUUUCGCACUAUCGAAAUGUAAUUAUUUAUUAUUUUAUUAUUUCACGCGGACUAAUAAUUGUUUAAGUCGCUUUUGCGUAAUGUUAAUAAUAAAACUUUUCGUUUCUAUAUAAUUAGUAGUAAUAUCAAUUAUAAUUAUAAUAAACGGAGCUCUAGCUCGAAAAGCUGGUUGAAGUGUCCAUUUAAUUUUUUUUUUAAGAUUUGACAAAUGUUUUCUUUCAUUAUAUCCUAGUUAUUUUUCGUAUUAACGCAUUCUGAGUGAAAUUUUAUGAUAAGUAACAUCCUGUAUAUUAGGUUUACAGUCAUAGGUUUAAAAUAAGACGAAUUAUAUUAUAAAGAGUUUUAAGUUGUAGCUGUAACGUCACUUAUCAAAUUCUGACACGUAGGAUUUUUUUUUGUGUUAUACGUGUUAGUGGCGAAGAAUUCAAAUUGUUAUUAAAAUUAAUUUUAGAAUUUUAUGAACAUCGAUAAUUUUAAGAUUAACGACUGAGUUUACGCUCGGUGUAAUAUAGUAUAGUCUAUUGACUAUUGGGUGUUUUAUAUUAAAAAAAGAAAAAGAAAAUGCUUUGUGAUAUUUGCAUGAAACAUUCGCCGAUUUUCGUCGUUGUAUAGAUAUAUAUGUAUAUGAAAUAUUAUUUUGUGUGUCAACGUUUUUAGAUUAGAUCGUCGUAUCGAAGAUAUUAAUUCUAUAACAUAAGUGUUGUAUAUAUUUAAAAUGUAUAGGAGAAUAUUACAAAUUUUCUCAUUUAAUAUUUUUCUUCAGAUAGUGAAUUUAUUUCAACAUUGAGAGCUUUAUGAAACUAAUGCUUAGUUAUUGGUUAUUAUUUCCACGAUUCUAAAGCGCGGAUUGGUUGGUAUCAAAUAUUUAUUACGUCGCUUAUGGAUGGUGGAAGUCGUCCCACAUAGAAAGGUGCAUGAUAUAUCAUAGUAUGUAUUUAUGUAGGUAACAAAUUGUUUCGCCUUCCGUUUAUUUAAACAAUAAAACUAAAUUUUCAUAUUAUAAAGUAA
Messenger RNA from Vanessa atalanta (red admiral), 2163 nucleotides. It is a transcript of the gene Atg101, whose product is annotated as autophagy-related protein 101. Gene Ontology annotation, cellular component: phagophore assembly site. The transcript has a single exon. The record is from RefSeq and is a predicted model, not a curated record. Gene Ontology annotation, biological process: autophagy; autophagosome assembly. The coding region runs from base 143 to 805 and encodes 220 amino acids. Lineage: Eukaryota; Metazoa; Arthropoda; Insecta; Lepidoptera; Nymphalidae.